Messenger RNA from Onychostruthus taczanowskii (white-rumped snowfinch), 2371 nucleotides. RefSeq lists its product as uncharacterized. Bases 1 to 1671 code for a protein of 556 amino acids. The record is from RefSeq and is a predicted model, not a curated record. The transcript is spliced from 2 exons. Lineage: Eukaryota; Metazoa; Chordata; Aves; Passeriformes; Passeridae.
AUGAAUCAAGAAGAUUCUGGGAGCACAGGGUCAUGUGGCAGAUCCCAAGGGGUCACUGAGCAGAAGGCUGACAUCGCCUACACAAGGAAUAAUGAGCCCAAGGGCAGUCAAAAUACCAGGAAACCCAAAACAUCAUUCUCUGCAGCAGAGCAGCACUUCUCCAUGUCUAGUAGUAUACUCCAAACUAGCAAAGAGGAUGUGGAGUCCAAAAGUGACAAAGAAGUACAGAUCAUCAUCUCUGAUGAAGAGCAGUGUGAGGCAGAUGAAGACAGCCAAGGAGACAUAAUCAGCCAGGAUGUGUCAGAGCCAUCUGCUAAGGAGUUGCAGAUGCACCACUGCCAGAAGAUGGCAUUGCCAACAGCCUCCCAAGAAGCUGCCUUUGCCCCCACAGCAAAGCCACCACUAGCCCGUGCCUACAUUCUGCAGGCUCCUGUCAGCAACUCAGAGGACCUGAGCAGGAACAUAAUAAGGUUGUCUUCUUCCACUCCUGCAGGGCCCAGGGCUGAAACUUCCGGAGCAAGGAGCCUCCUGGGAUCAGCAGCGCCAAAGGUAUGUUUAAAACGCCUUCCUGUCCCCAGCACUGAAGCCAAGGCUCAGCUUGAAUCACAGCCCUCAGUGAUGUUCUUUGAGCUCCAAGCCACUGCUGCUGUUCAGCAACAUCUCCAGCUGAGCCCUCUGGAGCGUGGCAUAUCGGGAACAGGCUCCAGUGGGGACAGUGCUGAGAUCUUGGAUGAGGACAGCGAGACAUCAGGAUCCAGGCAGAGACCUUGUUGUUCUUCAGCCUUCCAGAGUCCAGAGAGCCAUCCACCUGCAGCCUCAAAUGGAGAUGUGCUGAAGAAGCAGGAGAGAAAAAAAAGCUAUAGCACUGUAGACAUUAAAGUGUUUGAAGAGUGGCUGAAGUUGCACCACCCCUCCGAGACACGCAAGAUCCACAUGCUGCCACCUGCAGACCUUGACCACUACUUGGUCUUGUUCUUCAGCUCUGCCAAGAAACAAAAUGGCAAGGAUUUUUCUGCCAAUUCCUUAAGCCUUUUCCGGUGCAACAUCAACCGGUACCUCCAGGACCACAACUACCAGUACAGCAUGUUGAGAGGGCCAGAGUUCAAGGCCUCUCAGGAAGCCUAUAAAUUGAAGCAUUGGUACCUGUUUCAAAAGAAGGAGGAAGGGUGGAAUGUUGUGGAGAACCUGACAGAUGAAGAUGUGGAAAACCUUCACAAGAAGGGAAUUUUAAGCAAUACAGACCCUCAUGGCUUGCUGCACCUCAUGUUCAUCAACCUCAUUAGGGGGUUUGGGGCAAACACCCACCACCAGGCCCACCAGCUCUACUGGGGACAGGUGGUGCUGAGGAAGACCAAAGGAGAGGUGGAGUACUUGGAGUGGAAGGAUGAUCCGAUCCCCGGGGAAAAUGAAGGGGAGGUAAGCCUACGGCUCUUUGCCAAGCCUGAGGAUCCAGAGAACUGCCCGGUCGCCAGUUACAAGGAGUAUGCCAAUAAGAGGCCAGCAGACAUGCUGGAAGACAACCACCCUCUUUAUCUGUCUCCCAAGUCACUGUACUCCGUCUGGGACAAAGUGUGGUACAGCAAGAAGGCACUGUCAAAAGCCAAAAUUGAUAAGAUCUUGAAAGUUAUUACCCGGGAAGUCAGAGGAGGAGUGAGGAAGACCAGGACAUAGGGGUGUCCCUUCAGCUUUGCCCCUUCAACCACUCCAAGGCUGCUCUGAAACACAAUCCUACUGAAAUAUUUGGUGUAGGUUGAGAACAAACAUCCUUCUGCUGGGCUUCGCCUUGGCACUGAAGGUACCUACAGAUCUGCAGCGCCUUGGCUUUCAGGGAAGUUCCUUUGUUGUUUUUUCUGUUACUGGAAUUGAUAAUUCAAUGAGUUAAUGAAGGUCUUCAGUUUCACAUUUGCCAAACAAGUUAAUGUUCUACCACACAGUCAAUGCUGUUAGAAACCAUCACUGCUGAUAUAGAGGGGGCUUGGAAGUGGCAGAGCCUGGCCAGGAGCAGCAGCUGCACCCACAUUUUGAGGUUGACACCCCACACAGCUCAGCCUGUGGAGAAGGAUGAGCGACAGGAGAGUGAUGACGCUGCCAAUCCCAACCUCGCAGAAAUGCUUCUGAAAAGGUUCAGGUCAUUUCCCUUUGGGAAAGAUUUGUAGAUUGAAGAAUUUGUAGCUGUUUUAAGAAGUUAUUUGAAGUGUCUGACAAUGCUGAAAGGUUUUAUGGUAAGUGGUUUCCCUGGAGUACAAAACACAACUCCACAAAGGCACUGGGAGGUGUGCUCAGCUCUGCUCAGCUGCCCCAGUGCUGUUACAGCUCAGUCAGGUUUUUGGUUGCAGUGUUGGCAGAGCCAAAUAAAAGAACCUUUAAUUCA